UUAGAACCAAUCACAACAUCGCUUACUUACACAGGAAGCUGAGGAGUGACGUGAUCUGUUUUGGUCCAGAAUUAGUUCUCUCAUAAGAUCUCUGGCAUCACCAAUGGCACUGCAGGAGAGAAUCAAAGUGGUUCUGUUAGCCUGUGGCUCUUUUAACCCCAUCACAAACAUGCACCUACGUAUGUUUGAGCUCGCACGGGAUUACCUGGAGGACACUGGAAGGUACCAGGUGGUAAAAGGCAUCAUCUCACCUGUCGGUGAUGCCUAUAAGAAGAAGGGUCUGAUUGAGGCUCUCCAUCGGGUGGAGAUGGCCAGACUGGCUACGGAGACCUCCAACUGGAUUACUGUGGAUGACUGGGAGAGUCAGCAGGCCGAGUGGGUGGAGACAGCCAAGGUCGUCAGGCACCAUCACGCUGAACUGUUUGCAGACAAGAAUCAAGCUGAGGUGGACACCGUGAGGUUUGGGAAGAGAAGCAGGCUGGAGGAGAAUGAUGAUAUAUGCCAAAGUUCCUCUAUAGAUCCCAGCAGAACAGCUGCUCCUGAGCUGAAGCUGCUGUGUGGAGCUGAUGUGCUCGAGUCUUUCAGCGUGCCCCACCUGUGGAAGCACGACGAUAUCGCCGAGAUUGUCGGCCGCUACGGCCUGGUGUGCAUCACCAGGAGCGGCUGCGAUGCCGAGAAGUUCGUCUACCAAUCAGACGUGCUGCACAAGCAUCGCAGGAACAUCCACAUCGUGAGGGAGUGGGUGACCAACGAAAUCUCAGCCACCCACGUGAGACGCGCUCUGUGUAGAGGCCAGAGUGUGCGGUACCUGUUGCCAGACCAUGUGCUGGACUACAUCCACCACCUGGGCCUGUACAGUGAUGAGAGUGAGAAGAAGAACGCCAAUGUUAUCCUAGCUCCUCUCCAGAGUUUUUUGUUCUUUGAAAUCCACUGAGGCACGUUUUUGAUGUAGAGUUACAGUAUUUUUGAUAGUGGUAUUAUUGGAGUAUCUUGAGAUGUUGGGCAGUACACAUUUAUUUGGACUGCUUUGUUUUUUAAAAUUUCAAUAAAAAUGUUUGUAUUGCAUCAGUCAU
Molecule: messenger RNA, 1073 nt
Organism: Electrophorus electricus (electric eel)
Lineage: Eukaryota; Metazoa; Chordata; Actinopteri; Gymnotiformes; Gymnotidae
Source: RefSeq, a predicted model, not a curated record